AUGGUCAAAAUCAAAUCAGGCUCGGGUCGCAAAAUUGGGUUAAUCUGGAACAUGCAACACGAGGAAGCCAAAAAGAAUGCGUUCAGAAAAGAGAAAAUAAAGAAGAUUCCAAGUCAGAAGAAUAUGGAUCACAAAGGAGACGAUCAGGGUGCAUUAUGGUGGACUUUCUAUGAAAAGGACGGAUUCCAGGAGGAGACAGAUAGCAACCAGGAAAAGAAGGAAGCAAAGUGGUGUUAUCUGAAAUGGGUCAUUUUCCAUUGCUGUCUAGUCGCAUUCUGUUAUGGAGCUUGGCUUACCGACUUCAAAGAAAUUAGUUAG
This is a messenger RNA of Caenorhabditis remanei, 318 nucleotides long. RefSeq lists its product as uncharacterized. The transcript has 3 exons. The record is from RefSeq and is a predicted model, not a curated record. Bases 1 to 318 code for a protein of 105 amino acids. NCBI's taxonomy places the organism in Eukaryota, Metazoa, Nematoda, Chromadorea, Rhabditida, Rhabditidae.